AUGGGCCGGUCCUUUCGGCCCCAGCGGGUCUACCAGACGGCCAAGAUCAACCUGGCUAUCCCGCGCCACAGCGGCGAGCGUCCAUCUCCCCCAGUAUGGCUCAAGGUCAUUGAGAAAAUACCACCGGCCGAGAUCUUGACCCGUCCCAAACCCAUACCGCACCGCGAUCCGAACCCACGGCAGCGCCACCCGCGCAACAUCUUCAAGCCUCAACGGAUCACGUACCCAGAGGACGAGCUGCGACGGAACUUCUUCAAAGACCACCCGUGGGAGUUGGCACGGCCCAGGGUUGUGGUGGAGCUCGACGGAAAGGAUGCGAGAUAUGUAGACUGGAGCAAGGGCCUGCGCCAGCCCGGUGUGCCAGUGACCGGUGAAUCGGUCGUUCAGAGGCAGUUGUGGCUUAUGGAGAACGUGGAAGGCAUUACAAAAGAGCAGGCUUACGACAUAGCGCGCAAGGAGCUCUACGAUAUACGGCAGCACCAAGACAUCACAAGACGUAUCGCCCAGGAAGAGGCCCGCAUGGUUGGGGCGUACUUCGGCAAGUCGAGGUUGGAGGUCAGCAUGGAGCUGGAGGACGCGGUAUACGAGAAGUGGAAGGUAUGGGCAGAGGGCGAGGUGCAGAAGCUCCAGACUGAGCGCGAGAAUGCCUAUGCCAACUUCGGCAGCAGCGACGAGAAAGCGCUCGAGGUGGAACAACUGGGCAGCCUGGAAUGA
Diaporthe batatas is the source of this 714-nucleotide messenger RNA. Its product is annotated as mitochondrial 37S ribosomal protein RSM25. The transcript has 2 exons. Gene Ontology annotation, cellular component: mitochondrial small ribosomal subunit. Gene Ontology annotation, molecular function: structural constituent of ribosome. The record is from RefSeq and is a predicted model, not a curated record. Lineage: Eukaryota; Fungi; Ascomycota; Sordariomycetes; Diaporthales; Diaporthaceae. Bases 1 to 714 code for a protein of 237 amino acids.